CGCGGGGAUGACGUCAGAGGGGGCGCGGCGGCGGCGGAGGGCCGCGGGUUCGAGGCCGGCCCCGCCAUGGAGCUGCUGCCCCGCGGCCCCGCCGAGUUCGGCUCGGCCCGGUACUGGGAUCGCUUCUUCCGGCAGCGCGGCCGGCGGCCCUUCGAGUGGUACGGGGCCUUCCCCGAGCUCUGCCCCGUCCUGCGCAAGUACGUCCGGCCCCGCGACAAGGUUCUCGUGGUCGGCUGUGGGAACUCGGAGCUGAGCGAGCAGAUGUACGACACGGGGAUGUGCGAGGACAUCGUGAACAUCGACAUCAGCGACGCUGUGAUCUGUCAGAUGCAGGAGCGGAGCGCCAGCAAGAGGCCGAAGAUGAGCUACGUGCUGAUGGACAUGCUCCAGAUGGACUUCCCUGACGCCCGCUUCCAGGUGGUCCUCGACAAAGGCACGCUGGAUGCCAUCCUCACCGACGACGAGGAGGCCACUCUGUCCAAGGUGGACAGGAUGUUUGCCGAGGUCAGCCGAGUCCUGCAGAUAGGAGGGCGCUACCUCUGCGUCUCCUUGGCUCAAGCCCACGUGCUCAAGAAAGCGGUGGAAUAUUUCUCUCAAGAAGGCUGGGUGGUGCGUGUCCACGAGGUGGCCGGCAGCGGGGACAAGCAGCAGUUUGUCCUGCCUGUCUUUGUGUACGUCAUGACAAAGUUCAGGAAGAUCCCUGGCUCUGCGCAGCAGAUCCUGGAGAUCUGCCUCGAGGAGCAGGACAAGCCGAUGCGGAUGGAGAGCGCGGAGCGGCUGGUGGAGGCGGUGAGGGACAGGCAGCAUUACGCCCUGCUCUGCAGCCAGCUGAGCAAAACCCCCUGCGGAGAGCAGCUUUCCCUGGAUCUGUGUGAAAAAGGCAGCGGGAGGCCUCGCUACACGCUGCACGUGGUCGACAGCCCCUCGGUGAAGCCCUCCCGGGACAACCGCUUCGCCAUCUUCAUCAUCCCGCAGGGCAGAGAAACCGAGUGGCUCUUUGGGACGGAGGAUGGGCGGAGGCAGCUGGCCGCCAGCGCGGGCUUCGGGCGCCUGGUCACCGUGGCCCUGCACAGGGAGCAGCGCUACGAGGGCAUGGCCAGCAUCCAGGCGGAGCUGUCGGGGAAGGUGAUGGAGCUGGCCCCGCCGGGCCUCCCCGCCCGGCAGCAGGUGCCCUUCCUGUCCGUGGGAGGGGACAUCGGGGUGCGCACGGUGCGGCACUGCGACACCAGCCCCCUGAGCGGCGAGUACGUGGUGGAGGACGUCAAGGGGGACGACGCCUGCUACUUCCGCCGCCUCGUCUUCCUCAGCAACAGGAACGUGGUGCAGUCGGAGGCCCGGCUCCUGGCCCCUGCGCCUCCCCCAGGCCAGAAGAAACGGAGGAAAGACAAGAGGAAAGCCGGCCCUGCCGAGCCUCCCACGGCAAUCGACAAGAGCUACCUGUGCUGCGAGCACCACAAAGCCAUGGUGGCGGGGCUCUGCCUGCUGGGGAGCCCUGACCCCGUCCCAGGAUCCCCGAUCGCGGUGCUGGUGGUGGGGCUCGGCGGUGGCAGCCUGCCCCUCUUCAUCCACGACUACUUCUCGCAAGCCCACGUGGCCGUGGUGGAGAUCGACCCCUGCAUGCUGGAGGUGGCCACCUGCUGGUUUGGCUUCUCCCAGGGCGACCGGAUGCAGGUGCACGUAGCCGAUGGCCUGGACUACGUGGCCAAGCUGGCAGCUGAAGCCCCAGCCCAGUACGACGCCGUCAUGUUUGAUGUGGACAGCAAAGACCUCACGGUGGGGAUGAGCUGCCCGCCCCCAGCCUUUGUGGAAAAGCCCUUCCUGCAGAAAGUUAACACCAUCCUCAAGCCAGAAGGAGUCUUCGUGCUUAACCUGGUGUGCCGCGACGCCCGGUUGAAGGAGUCUGUCCUGGCCGUCCUCAGGGAGGUCUUCCCCCUGCUCUACGCGCGUCGCAUCGACGGGGAGGUCAACGAGAUCCUGUUCUGCCAGCCCAGCCCCGCGGGGCAGCGCGACCCCACGGAGCUUGGGGCACGCGCCCGGGUGCUGGAGGGGGCCCUGCAGCAGCCUGGGCGCCCCUGGGACAGCUCGUACGUGCUGGCGGACAUGCUGCAAGCCGUCACCAUCAUCUGAGGGGGGCCUCGAUGUAACUCGAACAAGAGAAGCCCCUGCGUGUGCCACAGCUGGGAUGUCUGACCCUGUGGGGGCCAGUUCUGGCCUGGGUGUGUGCCUGGAGGACGAGGCUGGCACGGAGAGGCGCUCCCCGCAGCGGGACGGAGCCCAGCGAGGUUCCCUGGGGUGCUGGGGCCCUGCUCUUUGCAAGGGCCCCUUCUUGCAGUUUGCCUCUCAGGGGGCUGGGGAAAGGGGGCUGGGACCGCAGGGGGCUGUGCAGCCCGUGGGACAGCGUUGGGGUGGUGAGGGGUGCUCCGGGACUGGCAGGACUGUGGGUUUGUGUCGGUCCCCACUGCUUUCCUGCUGUGGAUAAAAUAUGGCUCUGACCAUCCCCGUCCCUUCCAGCAUGGCUCCUUCCCUCUGGUGCUGCUUUUCCUCCAUGGCUGCGGGAGCCCUGCCCACUGGCAUCUGCGUGUAAAACCCCAGUCCUGCCCUGAGGCUGGCAGCAGACGUGCUUAAUUGGGCUGAGCGCCGUACAAAUAAAGCUCAGGGCUACUCUCGA
Molecule: messenger RNA, 2668 nt
Organism: Cygnus olor (mute swan)
Lineage: Eukaryota; Metazoa; Chordata; Aves; Anseriformes; Anatidae
Gene: METTL13
Product: eEF1A lysine and N-terminal methyltransferase
Exons: 8
Coding region: 67-2127 (686 amino acids)
Source: RefSeq, a predicted model, not a curated record